Messenger RNA from Zea mays, 1063 nucleotides. RefSeq lists its product as uncharacterized. The transcript is spliced from 2 exons. Lineage: Eukaryota; Viridiplantae; Streptophyta; Magnoliopsida; Poales; Poaceae. The record is from RefSeq and is a predicted model, not a curated record. The coding region runs from base 271 to 876 and encodes 201 amino acids.
UUAUAUUGCUUGCUGAACCAUGAGGUCCGUUGAUCGCCCACCAUCUAGUGCAAAAAGAUUAACGAUUGAGUCAAGUCAGGAGGUGUUUUUUGUUGACAUUUCAAGACGAACACGAUCUAGCAGCUCAGCCCAACAUGCUGAUAAUCCCCAUAACUAGCAACAGAUUGAUCCUCAGCCAACACCAGUUACUCGUGUUCGUAGAAAGGCACUAGCUUGUCGUGUCAAAAAAAUCCUCCUACAGCUCCAUCCUCAUUGUCUGACGAUGAUUUCAUGGAUGCUCCAACAUUGAAGCGCAAUUUCAGAUCAGCUGCACCCUCCACUUCAGAAAAUAAUCGUUCAAAGAAGAUAAAAGUCCCUUCCCCACAAGUCCUGAUUGUGUCAAGCAGAUCAAAGACUAAUAAUGAUGUCAAGUCAAAGAUCAUUAUGAACACAAGCUCACCCAAACAGAGGACACCCAGAAAAUCCCAGAAAUUGAAUAUCCGUUGCAUCCCCUAUGAUGUCAUUGUGUCAUCUUGGAUAAUGAGCGAUCGACAGCGUGAUGCUGUUGCUAGGUUGGGAUUUCAAAGUAUAUUUGAUUUGCGUACCGAUGUGUUAGAGAGCAGGUCUCUCAUAAGGUGGUUGAUGGAUAAGCUGGAUCCAGAUGACAUGACAAUACGCCCAGGGGCUGGUAAAGAACUCAAGAUCACAAAAGAGACGGUUUGUCGAUUGCCAAGUGCUGGAGGUGGCAGGGAGUUCACUUGGUAUGGUGAAAUUGACGCUGCUUCAAAACUGAGACGGGAUCUCAACAUUUGUAAAGAAGAGUUUGAUAUUGUUAAGCUACAGGACAAGCUAGUUAUUGGGAAUGAUGAUGAGUUAUCCAUCAGAUGUUUUUUCUGAUUUUAUUCAAUUGACUUCUAUUCCCAUCUGCUUCAUGGGGUAUUACUAACAACGAGGUCCUAAUGACAACAAACAUGGACCGGAUGGCUGAGAUUGAUUGGUGUCAACUAGUAUAUACUGAUUUGUGUGAUGCUGCCAGUUGUUGGCACAAGAGGAAUAGAACAAACAUUACUGCAACAGUAUAUGG